GGGGGUCGAUCUGCCGGGAUGGGGCUGCGGGGGACCGGGAUCACCCCGGGCCCCUGGCGCCCGCCGGGGGACCCCGCGGCUUCGGCCCCGGCGAGCGCCACGGGCGCGGGACCCCUGAAUUGGCCCCGGUGAGUCACGGGAGAGGCGGCGGCGGCGGCAGCGUGAGACCCGUGGGGACGGUAAUCCCCCCUCCCCGCCCGCCCUGCGCCCCCACGUGUGUCCCGGCCCGCCCCGGACAUGAGGCUGAUGUGGGGAAGGGGCUGACCCCUUGCCGUGCCCCCCACGUCGCCAUGGCCUCCCAGCCGCAGCCCCUGCGCCCUGCCGUGCCCUGCGCCACCCCUGCUGGCACUGGGGGGGCCGGUCUGGCCGGCAGCCCCGACAAAGGCACUGCGCGCCCCAAGCCACCGGUGCGGCCCAAGCCCCGCGUGCUGCCCAAGCCGGCUGUGCCCACCAAGCCCGCGGUGCCUCCCCCCAUGCCGGGCCCGCGGCACCCCCGGCCCGAGCUGCCCUCGGCCGAGAAGAUGAACCGCCUGGCUGGGCCGCAGCCCUACAGCGGGGGUGGCACGGGGGGGCCCCUCCGCCGCCCCUCCUUCACUGUCAGGUCACCUGAGACCCCCAACGGGAAGGGGCUCCCGUCGCCCCCAGUGGCAGCUGCUGAGGAGGAGACGCCCCCCACCCCACUGACCCCCUCGCGCAAGGGCCCCACACCUUUCAAGGUGACGCCGGUGCCGGUGGCCGCCAGGCCGGAGCGCUUCCCAGGCACCACUGUGGAGGAGAUCCUGGCCAAGAUGGACAGCAGGGAGGGUCCGGGCAGCCCAGACAGGGCCUGGCUCUCGCCCUUCUGUCCCGACCCCUCCUCCCGCUUCGGCUCCAAGACCUUCACUGCUUUCCGGAAGCGUCCCAGCGGGGAGGUGGAUGGAGAACCCCCUGGUGAAGCCCCCCACACACCCCGACUUGCGGCGGGCGAGCUGGGAAUGGAGGAUGAUGGACACUCCAUGGCUGAGACGAGCGGCUCCCCCCCAGCUGGGCCGUGCUGUGCUGGGGACCCCCGUGGACACCGGAGGCCACCGUCCCCUCCUGAUCUCUCCUCUCUCCAGCUGGGGGCCCUCGGACCCCCAGGCUCCCCAAGGCCCCCCACCUGCCCAACCCCAGCCCCAGGAGCUCCCUUCCAGCCUGCCGAGCCCUCUGCCCCGGCGCCCGGCUCUCCUGAUGCUCCUGCUGAGCUCCUGGCCCCCGACUCCCCCACACUGCCCCCUGGCUCCCCUGAAUCCCCCGCUCAGCCUCCAGCUGGGGCUCCUGCCCCCUCCAUCCAGGCCCCAGGUGCUCCCUCGGCCACCAAACCACGUCUCGGCACCUCCCGCUCCCCUGGCUCCCCCCACACUCCUGGGGAGGGAUCCCCUGACACUGCCAGCCCCCCUGGCACUCCCGAACUGCCCCCCCGAGUCACUUGCCCCCCUGGCUCUCCUGAGGCGGCUGCAGAGUACCUGGGUCCCCCCAGCCCACCCCUUGCCAAAGCUUCUUGUCCCCCAGGCUCCCCAGAGGGACCCAAUGACUCCGCAGUGUCCCCACAGCCCCACGAGGGUCCCGAUUUCAGCUCCCCUCCCCGGGAUGUGGGACUCCGGCGCUCCUCAGAGGGGGUGCUGCAGUCCCCGCCCACGGGGCAGGGCCUGGGGCAGCUGGGAGGUUCACUGAGUGCCCUGCCCCGGCCUGGAGAACCCCUGUCUGAGCCCUCCCUGGGCAGUGAGUCCGGCUGGAGUCUUUCCCAGUCCUUUGAGUGGACGUUCCCGUCGCGGGGGAUACGCUUGCCGGCCUUCCCCCCCCGCUCCCCCAUCCGAGAGACGCCUGACUCAGGGCUCUCUGAAGACGGCGAGUCGGAAGGGGAGGCUGCAGCCCCCAGCCUGCCGGAGGACAGCGGGUCUGAAGGGCCUGACAGCCGUGGGGCAGAGGGGGCCCCGUGCCCAGGGGGUCCUGUAGCCCAGCGAGAGGCUGAGGGCUUGACAGAGGAGGAGGAGGAAGGGGAGGCAGAGCGAGGCGCCCCUGGGUCCCAGUCCCCACUUUGUGUGAUGGAGCCUGGCUGGGACCCAGCUGAGCCUGAGCCCCCCACCCAGCCCAGCACCACCACAGCUGCCCCCUCAGAUCCAGUGCCCCCAGAUCCAGCCACCCCAGAUCCAGCCCCUCUGGCUGACUUGGCCUGGGCAGGUGACAGCCCCAAAGACCUGCAGGGCCCUGGGGGGCCAGGCCAGGCUGAAGGACCCCCACAGGGCCCUGACCCCCAUGCCGACCCGGGCUGGCUGACAGAGCUACUGGCGUCACCUGGGGCCCACACCACAGGGCAUGGCCCACCGGAGGACCUGCUGGGCUGGUCGCGGAAGGACCUGUGCAGUGAGUUUGGCAUUUGCCGCCCGCGCCAGGCUGGCACCUUUGACUGGAGCUGCCCGGCUGUGUCCAGGAAGAGAGACUGGCCUGCUGAGACCAAGCAGGACCAGGAAUUCAGGGCCAAAUCCGGCUGGGACAGCACCCACAGCAACAGUGCUGGGGUCAGGCCGGAUGGGUGCUUCGGCGCUGCCCGUGAGGGCUGGAGCAGUGACUACAGAGGGACGGAGCUGAUGGGGGACACCAAACUGGGAGGCAGCGACUGGUCCCAGUCCCUCAGUGCUGGGGAGAGCUGCCUGCGGGAUCCAGACUUCGGUGGCAGCACAGCCAAGUGGGGCCCAGACUAUGGCCUGGGCUGUGCCAGCAGCGCAGAAGAGCUCGACUCUGGGCAGCCCACCUGGGCGGGCAGGUAUGGCACCGAGGACACAGAGAUGAAGGACAGGGAGCUCACCCCGGACUGGGCCAGUAAAUUCAGCACCCCUGGAAGCAGGGAUGAGUAUUUUACGCUGGGCUGGGCUGGCAGAUCCAGCACUGGAGACACUGGGAGCCCAGACAAAGAACUCAGCCCCAGCCGGCCAGCCUGGGACAGCAGGUACAGCACCCGGGACAUGGAGAGCCAGGACCGGGAGUUCAGUCCCAGCCGGCCAGCCUGGACUGCGGAAUACAGGGACACACAAAGCCAGGACAGGGAGUUCAGCCCCAGCCAGCUGGCUGAAGGCAGCGAGUGCAGCACCAGCAAUGUGGAGACCGAGGACCGGGAAUUCAGCCCCAGUGGAGUGGCCUGGGAUAACAGGUACAGCACCCAGGACAUGGAGAGCCAGGACCGCGAGUUCAGCCCCAGCCGACCAGCCUGGACUGGUGAAAUCAGGGACAUGGAAAGCCAGGACAGGAAGUUCAGCCCCAGGAGGCCGGCCUGGACUGGUGAAUACAGGGACGUGGAAAGCCAGGAUCAGGAAUUCACCCCCAGCAGGCUGACCUGGGAUGACAAAUCCAGCAGCAGGGACACGGAGAGCCAGGACCAAGAGUUCCACCCCAGCCGGCCGGCUGAAGCCAGCGAGUGCACCAGCGAGGACCUGGAGACCCAGGAUGGAGAGUUCGGCCCCAGCAGAGCAGCCUGGGGUGACAGAUCCAGCACCAGCAACAUGGAGACCGAGGACAGUGGUUUCACUCCCAGCAGAGCAACCUGGGAUGACAGAUCCAGCACCAGCAACAUGGAGACCGAGGACAGUGGUUUCACUCCCAGCAGAGCAACCUGGGAUGAUAGGCACAGCACUGGGGACAUGGAGACUUGGCAUGGGGAGUUCAGCCCCAGUGGAGCAGCCUGGGGUGACAGGUCCAGCACCAGGGAUGUGGAGGCCCAGGACAGGGAGUUCAGCCCCAGUGGAGCAGUCCGGGAUGGGGAGCACAGCUCUGUGAUCUCCAUGGAGGAAGAGCAGGAGCUGAUCCCGGGCCAGCUGAGCUGUUCCAGUGAGAGCAGCAUCGGCCAGGCCGGGCUUGUCGGGGUCCGUGAGGAAGAUAUUUCUGGCUCCCUCUGCCCUGAUCCCCCAGCCCAGAAGCCCACCUGGGGCAGUGCCCACCAGCAGGAGCAUGACAGCUCUGAUAGCAGGGAUUGGGCUGAAGAGCUUGGAGGAGGCGACUGCCACAACCACUUUGGUGGCAUUAGGACAGAGUGGGUGCCAGACCCCUGCAGCACCAGAGCCUCAGACAGUGCCAUGUCCAGGGGCCUGCAGUCCCUGGCAGGCUGGCACAGGAACCUCUCUCUGGACACGGGCGAUGCCCGCUGGAGUCAGGACCUGGAGAGCUGGAGCGUGGAGCCACAGGAUGCCGAGGCCAAGCACCAGGAGUGGGCGAGUGCCUUUGGUGCCCGCUGUGCUGCCCGCAGCCGGGACCGCAGCACCGGGGAAUGGAGCCUGGGAGGGGACACCGGCACAGAGGACAGCAGGAGCCUCCGUCUUUCAGCCCCCAGCCCACCGAUGGGUGAUGCCCCAGCUGAUCCUCCAGCUCUGCAGACCUCCCAGGGUGAGCUGCUGAGCCCCACCGAGGAGGAGAGAGACCUCCCAGAGCAUGCCACUGCCCUGCAGAGCCCCGGGGCCCUCUCUCUGCUGCAGGAGGCUGCCAGCGGGAUCCCAGUGGACACAGGGACUGAGGAACCCACGUCAGACCACCCAGAUGGGGAGAGCCCCCCAGGCUGGGGGGAGGAGCGGCUCUCCCUGGGCACCCCCCAGCCCAAGGAGCCCAUGGAGCAGGGGCAGGAGUUCCCUUUCCUGGAGGACACGGAGCUCCUGGACAGCAGCGUGUUCCGCAGCAAGGCCAGCCUGGGCCGCAAGCGCCGGCACCGGGCACCAGCCCUGCGUCCCACCGCCCCCGAGGGGGACAGCUGGAUCUUCUGCGACUCCACGGAGCCCCGGCCAGCCCCAGCAGUGUCCUCCGACGAGGAGGCAGCGGAGGAGCCCCGGAGCCGGCGGGUGCGUGGCUCCCCCUUGGGCAGGGGGGUCAAGGUGCCCCUCUUCCCCGGCCUCAGCGCUUCCGCCAUCAAGGCCAAGCUGAGGGGCCGCAACCGCUCGGCCGAGGAGGGGACAUCAUCAGGGGACAGCAAGGGAACCCCCUCCAAGGACCCCCACGUGCAGCGCUCCAAGUCCUGUAAGAUCCCUGGUGUGAGUGGGAAACCCCCAGCGCUGCCCCCCAAGCCAGAGAAAUCGUCAGGAUCCGAGGCCUCCCCCCCACACUGGCUGCAGGCGCUGAAGCUGAAGAGGAAGAAGCCUUGAGCGGGUGAGUGUGGGAGUUGGGGGGAUGCUGGGCACGGAUCCCCCUGGCUAGGGCCUCGCCGUGUGCCCUGUGUGCAGGGCUGUCCGUCCUGGGUGCCUGGAGAGGGAUGUGAAGGCAGGGCAGUCUGUGGCACCAUGGAUGGGGUGGCUCAGUGGGAGAUGUCCCUGUGUCUCUGGAGUCUGUAUUGCUGGGGGGGCAGCUCCCUCCCUCCUGCCUUCUUCAGGACCCCCAGCCUGGGUCACCCCUGGGAGGUGUGCUGUCACCCCUGGGGAUCCCUGCGGAUCCUCAGCCCCUCCCCACUGUGUCUCUUCCAGGCUCUCUCCCCGAUGCCGACGGCCGCUGUCCAGUGACCAGGGCUGUCCCCUCCCGUGGGGACACACACACACACACCUAUGCACUUUGUACGAACUCGCAGGGUCCCCGUUCCCCCCAGCACCUCCUCCCCCUGCCUGGCCCCGCAUUGUACCCCAUCCCCUCGGUCCCCCGGGGGCUGGGGGUGGACACGACCUCCCCCUUCCCCUCACCCCUGCUCGUGUAUCGCCCCAGACACAGGGCGGCGGGUCCGGCUCGUGGUGCUGCUGCCACAGACAAUAAAACCUCGCUGGUCAGUCCGGAGGGCCUGGCUCUUCUCUGGGGCUCACAGAGGUCCCUGUGGGAUGGGGGUCACCGUGCAGGGGCUGCCAGCAGGAGGAGCUCUGUGCCCACAGUGCACCCUGGGGCUGCCUGUUCCCAGCACAGCCCAUGGAAGGGGGAACAGAGGGACAGGAGCCGUGCCCGAGGGGUGUUGCUUCCCUGGUCGGAUGUAACUCCUGCGGCUUUGGAGGAAGCUGCCGGAGCCCUCCUUGUGCAGUGCCGAGUGCUGCCCUUCCUGCCUGUGGGGGCCUUGCUGCACAUCCCACCCCCAUGGGGGCUCCCACCCCAGUCCCCCUCAGAGCCAGCAGUGGUGCCAUGACCUGGCUUGUUCCCAGUAGAGAUGCUGGUGCCAGAGUCAGGGAAAUGAGGGUCCCAGGACAGAGGGAGAGCAGCUCCUUUUGCAGAGCCCCCCCCAGCCCCCUCCCCUCCCCCUGCUGUAGACAGCGGGGUUUGUUAUCAGCCCUGUGGGCUUGUUAUCAGUCCAGCCCUGGCCACUGAUCCACUGCCAGUGGCCACCACAAACCCAGCCAGGGGGACUCCUUCCCCAGCUCUGGGACCACCAGGAUGGCACUGAGGGCAACCAGGUCAGUGAGGGACUGACCUGGACCCUCAGUCCCCCAGCUUUUGCAGAGGGAUGCCUGAGUGGGGCCUGGAAAUGGAUGCAUGUGUUGUGAUCCAAUGGGGCAGAGGUAGCUGGGAUUGUUAUUAAUAGUCAUUAAUAACACUGCUCAGUAACGGUGCUGCUCACUAAUGGGGUUCUGGUCAUGGCAGGAGCAGCUUGGGCAGCCUUGCUGUGGUCCCAGGUGUGACUCGUUAGCAGCGCUGGGGUUUCCUUGUUAAUUAGCAUUAAUUAGUCUGCACUGGGGAGUGGGGUGUUCCAGCCCUUCUUUAUUCAAACUUGGCAUUUUAACCAGAACUGAACACCCUCAGGGUUCUGCUGCCAGUUGGAGCAGCUUUUGGGUUUAAUUCCUCACUGCCCUGAGGCUGGCUGUCCCAGCACUGGAUAUGGAUUCAUUCCUUAUCUCCAGCCUGAUUAGGCCCUGGCUUGUUUUCCCUGCUGACGCUGUGGGCCCUCUCUCAGUGUCUGGUUCAGUGGCUGCCAUGUCCCUGCCUCUGGGGCCCCCCCAACCGGCACCCCCAUUUAGCAGCCCCUUUCCCCCCUGAGACCACUCAUUUUGGAGACUCUUGUGAGCUCCCCCCUUUCAAUCACUGAAUUUCCCCCCAAGUUCCCCCUCAAAUUCUCCUUUACACCCCUUUGCUGGGAGAAGGGCCCCACUGUGACUCUGAGGAGUUCUGUGUCCCCCCCCAGCCUCCAUCUCUGCACUCAGGUGUUAAACCUGCCCCUUCCACAGUCUGUCCUGUGUUUAAUCCACCCUCAGCCCAGCUUAGCCCCCCCUCAGCCCAGGCUCCAGCCCAGACUCCAGAGCGUGUCCCUAGGGCAGACCUCAUUCUGCAAAGUCUGGCUUCUCUGGUGCUUUUCCCCGAAGCUGGAACUGUGAGAGUUCAGUCCCAGUGGAACAACUGCAGCUCACAGCCCCACCAUCAGGGGGCCUCCCUCCUGACCCCAUUCCCCCCAGGAUUUAUCUGUGGGUUGGGGGGAUAUCUGUUCUCUCUUGGCUACGCUGAAGGCACUGCUGUGCCUAGCUCUGUGACUGACCUGUGGAGCUGGGAUGCACUGGGGGCUCUGAUGGCAGCUGGUCCUGUGGCAACUGCUGCCCUAAAAUGGGCCUUUUGCAGCAUGGGUGGUCCCAGAGCAACCCCCUGCUCUGAAUUUUUGGUAAACGCCUAAAAAAGUCUCCCUGAUAUGUUUUGUUCAAAAUGGGGCCCCAGCAGUGGGGGAUCCCCUGGAGCCACCACUGCGUGCACAUAGUGCAGCAAACCCAGGAGCAAAAUAGGGAUUCCUGAGUGCCAAAUGCAAAAUGCCAAAUGCACCCCCCCACAGUGCAUCUCCACCCAGUGUGAACCCCCUCAGUGUGAUCCCCUGCCACCAAGUGCUCUUGUGAAAUGCAACCCCAACGUGUGUCACCCCAGCGCCGAAUGCGGCACCCUGAGGUGAAACCCCAAAUGCUGGCAGAACUCUGAGGCCCCCCCCGGGCCUGAGCCCCCCAGCCCUGAGCCCCUCCCAGCACUGUUGCCCUGAUCCCAGCUCCAAAUCCCAUCGUGGUGGGCGGCCAGACCCCCCAGGUGUGGCAGGGAACAGGGUUAUCUCGGGGGUCGGUGUGUUGACACGUGGGUGAGAGCUCGGUAAAACCCCCCAGGAAGGAGCCAGAUGGAGGUGGGGGGAGCUGUGAAGUUUCCCACGGGGGACUCCCCCCCAGCCAUCCGUUGCUCCUUCCCUGUCCUGUCCAUCCCAUCCAGGAGGAGGGCGGGGAAGAGGAAGGGGAGGUAACUCGGUGGGAC
Messenger RNA from Myiozetetes cayanensis, 8172 nucleotides. RefSeq names its product tankyrase 1 binding protein 1 (gene CNOT12). The record is from RefSeq and is a predicted model, not a curated record. Bases 291 to 5138 code for a protein of 1615 amino acids. NCBI's taxonomy places the organism in Eukaryota, Metazoa, Chordata, Aves, Passeriformes, Tyrannidae. Gene Ontology annotation, cellular component: nucleus; heterochromatin. The transcript is spliced from 12 exons. Gene Ontology annotation, biological process: cellular response to ionizing radiation; double-strand break repair.